This is a messenger RNA of Kwoniella shivajii, 633 nucleotides long. RefSeq lists its product as uncharacterized. The record is from RefSeq and is a predicted model, not a curated record. Lineage: Eukaryota; Fungi; Basidiomycota; Tremellomycetes; Tremellales; Cryptococcaceae. The transcript has 5 exons. Bases 1 to 633 code for a protein of 210 amino acids. Gene Ontology annotation, cellular component: transcription factor TFIIA complex. Gene Ontology annotation, biological process: transcription by RNA polymerase II; transcription initiation at RNA polymerase II promoter.
AUGGAAGAAGAAGUAUUAUCGAAUUUACAAGCUAAAUGGGAAGCGAGAUUAUUGGAAUCCAGAGUAGCAGAUUUCGCUAGAGCACCAGGAUCGUCUUCAUCGCCUGAACUAGAUGGAGAAGGAGGACUGAGAGAUGGUCAAGGACCAGGUCAAGAAGGUAUAUCACCUAAUUCAAUCAGACCUGAUAUAAUGUCAUCACCACCCGGUCCAUCUUCAGGUGUAUUCCCACCUCCAGGUCAAGGAUUAGCUCUGCCCGGACGACAUCAACAAACAGGUGAUUCAUCCCUUAGAGUCAAAAUGGAACCUGCAGAUGAUAUCAUGAGGAUAAGAGGCGGUGCUAGCGAGGACGUCAAACCUGUCAUCCCCACAGACGCAAAUAGACCAGAACCGAACGCGGCAGGUCUAUUACCUGGAGAUGAGGUGAUAGAUUCGGAUCUAGAUGACUCCGAUGAUGAGCUGAGAGAUGAAAAUGAUGGUGGAGACGAUGAUGGGGACGUCGAUAUUGUAUUUUGCGUUUAUGACAAGGUUCAACGAGUCAAAAAUAAGUGGAAGACAAUAUUCAAAGAUGGUAUGAUUCACGUGAAUGGACGAGAUUACCUAUUCUCUAAAUGUAAUGGUGAAUUUGAAUGGUAG